AUUAACUUUGUCUCUCUGUUUGAGAUGACCAAAACCUUAACAUCGGCAAGCUCUCCAGAGAUCCAGUCUCCACAGCCAUCUGUUUACGGCUAGCACUUCCAGCCACACAUGGCCCAACUGUAGCCACGUCUUUUCCCGAUCCAACGUGCGCUGUGCCACCACCCACCCAGCCGUCUUGCACACCACUGCUCUAGUCUAGCCAUCGUCCACGGUAAACAUAGCAAUCUCUCUCUCUCUGUCUCUCUCUCUCCAUUUGCUAUUUUCUUCUUUUUCAGACACCUGUGGCCAUACCCUCCCUCUGCCCGUCUGCGGUCUGUUGCUCUCCAAGAUUCCACCACGUCUUGGCUUCUCUCAGUUGCUGAUAUAAAUUUGAAGCAAGAAAAGAUUACCGUGAUGGAGAACAGUUCAAUGUAAAUUCUCUUCAGUGCCUUCUUGGAAUUUCAUUAUGUAAUAGCUAUGUGUUGUAGCCAAAUGUCCUAUUCUCUGCUUUGGGCGAUGAACUUCCAUCCCACAUCUGGAGGAACUCAGCUUGCUGCAGUUUCUGACAGCUUGAGAUUCAGAAGCCUGCGUGAAUAAAGGAAAAGGCCAUCAAGCAUCUGAGGACUUUGGACUUUUGAAGGAUGACGGUUUUAAAGCGGUAUGUGCUCCGAUUGUUCAUAUCAAUAAAGUACAUCACAGCGAAUGUCGUGGACAGAAAUAAUGGACGGAUAGUUGUAACAGCAUCAACAGUGGAACACGAUAUCAAGGGAUCACUUGAGUGUGGCCGGUCUUGCAAUGCCAAGGCUGCAGCAGUUGUUGGAGAGGUGCUGGCUAUGCGACUCAGGGUGGAGGGUCUUGAAGAGGGUCAGGGAAGAGGGAUUCAUGUUGAUGUUAACAAGGAAGUAGAAAAGAAAGGCUUUAAAAACCGUACCAAGAUAUGGGCCAUUGUCAAUGCUCUUAAAAGCAAUGGGAUCAAACUUAUUCUGGAUGAUAAGGAUGACAAUACUAGGUCAAAUUACUGAGAUGUUCCUUCCUUUUCUGGCUUCCCCGCCUAUAAUUUAUGGACAAGAUCUUUAUGAUUUUUCUCGUCUUUUCAAUUUUUUUUAUUCUAUUUACCAUCUGAAGACAGUCUCGUUACUCUGGAUUCUGGUUACCUUUGUGGAAGACUAAUGAAGCCAUCUGAGCUAUCAUUACUGAGCA
Molecule: messenger RNA, 1179 nt
Organism: Juglans regia (Persian walnut)
Lineage: Eukaryota; Viridiplantae; Streptophyta; Magnoliopsida; Fagales; Juglandaceae
Exons: 4
Coding region: 621-1001 (126 amino acids)
Biological process (GO): translation
Cellular component (GO): ribosome
Molecular function (GO): structural constituent of ribosome; 5S rRNA binding
Source: RefSeq, a predicted model, not a curated record